AUGGACACACAAGCAGGAAUAUCUCAGAAGGACAUCUAAUGUUAUCCCUGGAUUGUGAAAUAAAAGAUGACAGUAGACAAGAAUCUCCAGGAGAUAACCCCAUUACCCCAAUUAUACAUCCAGCUCUAUCAGCUGGUCCCCCUGAUCCUGCAAAAUGUUCUCCUGAUCACUCUGAUAUUGGUGUAUCUGGUACAGCUCUGAGAGUAGAUACAGAGUUUCCAUGUGCUAUAGAUGCCAAAUGUUUUACACAGAACACAAAGCCUAUUAACCCACAGACCGGUAAGGCAGGUGAGAGGCCAUUUCUAUGUUCUGUGUGUGGGAAAUGUUUUGCAUACAAAUCAGUUCUUAUUAGACAUCAGAAAAGUCACACAGGUGAGAAGCCAUUUCCAUGUCCUGAGUGUGGGAAAUGUUUUGCACGGAAAUCAGAUCUUCCUAUACAUCACAGAAGUCACACAGAUGAGAAGCCAUUUCCAUGUUCUGAGUGUGGGAAAUGUUUCACACAGAAAUCAGUUCUUGUUACACAUCAGAGAAGUCACACAGGUGAGAAGCCAUUUCCAUGUUCUGAGUGUGGGAAAUGUUUUGCAUACAAAUUAGUUCUUAUUAGACAUCAGAGAAGUCACACAGGUGAGAAACCGUAUUCCUGUUCUGAGUGUGGGAAAUGUUUUUCAUCGAAAUCAGAUCUUGUUAGUCAUCAGAGAAUUCACACAGGUGAGAAGCCAUAUUCCUGUUCUGAGUGUGGUAAAUGUUUCGCACAGAAAUCAGCUCUUGUUUCACAUCAGAGAAGUCACACAGGUGAGAAGCCAUAUUCCUGUUCUGAGUGUGGGAAAUGUUUCGCACAGAAAUCAGCUCUUGUUACACAUCAGACAAGUCACACAGGUGAGAAGCCGUAUUCCUGUUCUGAGUGUGGGAAAUGUUUUGCACAGAAAUCAGCUCUUGUUACACAUCAGACAAGUCACACAGGUGAGAAGCCGUAUUCCUGUUCUGAGUGUGGGAAAUGUUUCGCACAGAAAUCAGCUCUUGUUACACAUCAGACAAGUCACACAGGUGAGAAGCCGUAUUCCUGUUCUGAGUGUGGGAAAUGUUUUAUCCAGAAAUUACAUCUUAUUAAACAUGAGAGAAGUCACACAGGCGAGAAGCCAUUUUCUUGCUAUGAGUGUGGGAAAUGUUUUAUCCAGAAAUCACAUCUUAUUAAACAUGAGAGAAGUCACACAGGCGAGAAGCCAUUUUCUUGCUAUGAGUGUGGGAAAUGUUUUACCUGGAAAUCACAAUUUGUUACACAUCAGCGAAGUCACACAGGUGAGAGGCCAUUUCCAUGUUCUGAGUGUGGGAAAUGUUUUAUCCAGAAAUCACAUCUUAUUAAACAUGAGAGAAGUCACACACGCGAGAAGCCAUUUUCUUGCUAUGAGUGUGGGAAAUGUUUUAUCCAGAAAUCACAUCUUAUUAAGCAUGAGAGAAGUCACACAGGCGAGAAGCCAUUUUCUUGCUAUGAGUGUGGGAAAUGUUUUACCUGGAAAUCACAACUUGUUACACAUCAGCGAAGUCACACAGGUGAGAGACCAUUUCCAUGUUCUGAGUGUGGGAAAUGUUUUGCACGCAAAUCAGAUCUUAUUAAACAUGAGAGAAGUCACACAGGUGAGAAGCCAUUUUCUUGCUAUGAGUGUGGGAAAUGUUUUACCUGGAAAUCACAACUUGUUACACAUGAGCGAAGUCACACAGGUGAGAAGCCAUUUUCUUGCUCAGAAUGUGGGAAAUGUUUUACACGGAAAUUAGAUCUUUUUACACAUCAGAGAAGUCACACAGGUGAGAAGCCAUUUUUUGGUCAGAAUGUGGGAAAUGUUUUACACGGAAAUUAGAUCUUUUUACACAUCAGAGAAUACCAGAAAAGAAGAGGAAAAUACUCUAGUUUUUUGGGGGCACUCAUUGAAAAAUAUUGCAUAAAAUCUAACUUUUAUUAAUUACCAUUAAAAGCUGUUGCCACCAACC
Molecule: messenger RNA, 1983 nt
Organism: Pseudophryne corroboree (corroboree frog)
Lineage: Eukaryota; Metazoa; Chordata; Amphibia; Anura; Myobatrachidae
Product: gastrula zinc finger protein XlCGF26.1-like
Exons: 1
Coding region: 39-1853 (604 amino acids)
Biological process (GO): regulation of transcription by RNA polymerase II
Molecular function (GO): DNA-binding transcription factor activity, RNA polymerase II-specific; RNA polymerase II cis-regulatory region sequence-specific DNA binding
Source: RefSeq, a predicted model, not a curated record